GCAGCUUUAGUUUAGUUCUGUCUUCGGUUUCCACUGUUCUCUACACGCUAUCCUUACUGCUGUCUACUCCUCUCUUAAAACUUGAAACAACUAACAAACUCGACUCGCACAUUCACAAAAAAGAAAAAAAAACAUCACGUAAAAUUUAAAAGUUUCCUUUCCGUUUCCUCUUUUCAAGAAAAAAAAUUCACGCGCGAAAAAAAAAAUAAAUGUCCGGUUGCGGGUCAGUUCCAGUUAGUGCGUGACGUCAGAGCGGGUCAGUGCCUAAAUUACUCUGUUAUGUCCGAACAUGCCCCGGUGUCUGAUGGCGAAGAAAUGGAAGUCGUACCCGUGGACGGAGCGGACGCAGGAUAUGGUCAAGGAUCAGCAGGAAGAGGAAGAAGAGAUCAUAGACGUGGUGGGGGACUCGCAGGGGGCCUGUUGGGGGCCCUCUAGUCCAACGGAGGGGGCCACGGCGCCUAGUCCGCCGCCGGGGAGUCCCAGCGGGACUACCAUACUUUAUAAUGGCUAUCUCAACGACCUCCAACCCUCCACCUUCACCACCUACAUUCCCAAGCAAGACCACACAACGCAGCAGCAAGCCAUUCCUCCUCCAUCGUACGUAACCCUAAGCACCGUUAUCGAGCAUACGAAUCAAAACCACCCGGACUACCCGCAUCCGGUCAGGAAAAAGUCCCUAUCUAUGACCUACACCAGCACUGGAGCCCAGCUGAGUCUACCGCCGAAGAAGAAGGACAUAUACAGGCCUUACUGCCUCGACGACAAACCAAACGAACUACAUGAACCACCGUUACCUUUUUUGACUAACCAACCUACGAUUAGAGUACCUGCAGAAGAAGAUUUACAUGCUGCACAUGCCAUUUUGGAUCUCAGUGCUUCGACUACUGUCUUUUUACCACCUCCUACGCCUCAGAUAAUUGAGCAUGUUUCUCAGAAUGAUAUACAAGAGCAGGAGAAUAUCCAACCUCCUACUAUAGAUGUAAAAUCUGGAAAAACCGUGGCAUAUACUUACGAAGCGUUCUUCGUGAGUGACGGUAGAUCAAAGAAACGAGUUAGUUCAGAAGAUACAGCAGGAACUCUUACUGCAAAAGUCUCAAACGAGAAACCCAAAUACACUUGUAGCGAAUGUGGAAAACAGUACGCCACUUCCAGCAACUUAUCGAGGCAUAAACAGACGCAUAGAAGUCUGGAUAGUCAGGCAGCUAAGAAAUGCAUCACUUGUGGGAAGGCUUAUGUUUCUAUGCCAGCGCUGGCGAUGCAUGUGCUGACACAUAAGCUGGCACAUAGGUGUGGGGUGUGCGGGAAACAGUUUUCGAGGCCUUGGUUGUUGCAAGGUCAUCUUCGAUCGCAUACGGGGGAGAAGCCUUAUGGGUGCGCGCAUUGUGGGAAGGCCUUUGCUGACAGAUCCAACUUGAGAGCUCACAUGCAGACUCAUUCAGCUGAUAAAAACUUCGAAUGCCCUAGGUGUCACAAAACCUUCGCACUCAAAUCCUACUUGAACAAGCAUCUUGAAUCGGCGUGCUUGAAGGAAGAAUCCGUGCCAUCACCGGUAAUAUGCUUGGAAGAGAAAAAUCCCGUUUCAAACAUAGUACAAGAAAUUUUGCCUAGCCCUGUACCAGUUAGAGUAUACUCUGGGUAAAAAUGUUGAUUUUGUGUUAUGUUUGAAGGUAUUUGUUACAUUGAUUGUACAUGAGAUUGAAGUUUUGAUGCCAAGAAGAAUCAAAAAAACGUCGUGUAGUAACACGAUAAGCAAUAAUGCAAUAAUUCUAUGUAGAACAUUCAAAAGCAAAUGUUCUAAAUUCUCUAGUUAAAUAUUUCAACCAAAAACGACUUAGAAAACUAAUGUAUAGUACUAAAUACUCUAUAAAGCUGACCUGUAAGAAAGAAAUAUAUUUUUAUUAGUGCGUAGCGAUUUAGGUGUCCUAUAAUUUCCCAUUUUACACUAGAUCAUAGAUUUUGAUUCGAAAAAAAUAACUCUUUGUCGUUUUUGGUUCAAAUUAAAACAAAUUGGAGGAUCGGGUUUUUAAAUUAAUUAUACUGUAUUCUAGUCUAUACAAUUCUAGUCAAGUUUCUUCUAGUCCUACCUUAUACAGGGUGAGUACUGAAUUAAAAAAAGAAAAUUUACUCUGUAUAUUAUUUAUUUUUAACUAUUACUCUUAACUUAAAUUUCAAUAAAAAAGGCGAUUUAGAAAAAAAUAAGUGCCGUCGUUUAAUGAAAUAAUUUUAAAAUAAAAAUGAAACUUAAUAUUGUUUCACAGCGAUACGGUUUCACAGAGAUAAAAUCGGCAUCAUAUGGGACUUUUUUAUUGAUUGACUUGAGAAUUUGAUUAUUAUUGAUUAUUACCUGACUUAUUGAAAUUUGAUUUUGGCGUUAGUUUCCACUCUGAAACAGAUUAAAAAUGGCAUUAUAAAAUUUAACCUGUUGCUUUCAGGUAUCUGUCAAACUUCACGUUUAAAGUAACAAAUGGCUAGAAAUUGGGUUUAAUUGUCGAAUUUUGAAGAACUUUAAAUGAUUUUUUUAAUUGUUACAUAAGAAUAUCAUACUUCCAUCUGGAUGAAAUAUUUUUUGUAGUCAUUCGUAACCAAUAGCAGCCCUUUCUCAAGGUAUAACCAAGAAUAAAUGAAGAUGAAUAACGUAUUAAAAUUAAGAUCGUAAUAAGAUUCCUCAUUUAUCGAGAUGAUAUCAUGAAGUUCGCAUUUGUACAUCCUGGACAGUUAUUUGCACAAUACCUAAUGUCAAAAGUUGUUUUUCAUAGCCUACUGAUAAAACUGGUAUUUAUACACUGCCCUUAUACAACAAGAAACGGCCACUAUUGGUUAAAAAUCUGGAAAUAAAUCACUUAGAUUGCUCAAAAUUGGUGCAUUUUUGUAAAAUUAAAAAAAACCUACUUAAACAUUUUUUUUUAUUAUUAAAUUAAACUCAUAAUAUUUCAGCCACUUAUUAGAUUGAAUGUCAAAAUUAACAGAUACCGGAUAGUAACAGGUUAUUUUUUAUGCAAUUUUUAAUAUAAUUCAAGACAAAAUCUAUCGUUAAAGUCAAAUUUUACCUAAAACAAUAAUUAAAAAAUAUUCCAUGUUAUGUUGACUUUAUCUGAUACACUGUAUAAAAUAUAAGAAAUAAUUCUAAUUAACUUUUUGUUGGCAUAUUUUUUUGUUAUAUUAUUUCUUAGUAAAUUACAAUUCAUAAUGUAUAUAAGAAUACUUUCUUUUGUUAGACAUAAAAAGAAUAAUUUUACAAUUUUCAACAAAGUUUAAUAAAAAUCACAAAUAAAAAUAGAAA
Molecule: messenger RNA, 3280 nt
Organism: Sitophilus oryzae (rice weevil)
Lineage: Eukaryota; Metazoa; Arthropoda; Insecta; Coleoptera; Curculionidae
Product: transcriptional repressor scratch 1-like
Exons: 3
Coding region: 290-1639 (449 amino acids)
Biological process (GO): regulation of DNA-templated transcription
Molecular function (GO): DNA-binding transcription factor activity, RNA polymerase II-specific; RNA polymerase II cis-regulatory region sequence-specific DNA binding
Source: RefSeq, a predicted model, not a curated record